AUGAACAGUAUACCUAUAAAUGUGAUAGCGACAGUGAUAAUCCUCGCCUCGUUGCCUUACAUCUCCACUCUUAAUCUACCGAGUGGGGACCCAGCACCGGGGCGUUCACCGGGACCACCUUUCGACGAAAAGUUAGAGAGCAAUAUAGAAGUGGCCGUAGACGAAACAGUUUACGACGAAAUCACGACGACCGACGAAGUUCCGACCACAGUUAGUGAAGCCAGUGUGAGUGAAAGAACGGUUGAUGCGUGCGCAUACGCCCUGUUUCCGAGUGACAGUGACAAUAUAGUGACGUUGAGUGAACGAAAUAGUGCUGUCAAUCUGUCGGUCAGUCAUUCGGUGUUUGAUAGUGAGGAGCUCGUGAGAGGAGUUGUUUAUGAUGCUGAAUCCAAAGUCCAGAUAGCCAGAAUGGUUGCCAACCUCCGACAGGAGACGGGAAAGCAAGUGGAGUAA
Pararge aegeria (speckled wood butterfly) is the source of this 453-nucleotide messenger RNA. RefSeq lists its product as uncharacterized. Bases 1 to 453 code for a protein of 150 amino acids. NCBI's taxonomy places the organism in Eukaryota, Metazoa, Arthropoda, Insecta, Lepidoptera, Nymphalidae. The record is from RefSeq and is a predicted model, not a curated record. The transcript is spliced from 2 exons.